Messenger RNA from Sinocyclocheilus anshuiensis, 837 nucleotides. RefSeq names its product mitochondrial ornithine transporter 1-like. Gene Ontology annotation, biological process: mitochondrial L-ornithine transmembrane transport. The record is from RefSeq and is a predicted model, not a curated record. The coding region runs from base 148 to 483 and encodes 111 amino acids. Lineage: Eukaryota; Metazoa; Chordata; Actinopteri; Cypriniformes; Cyprinidae. The transcript is spliced from 4 exons. Gene Ontology annotation, cellular component: mitochondrion. Gene Ontology annotation, molecular function: L-ornithine transmembrane transporter activity.
CGUCAGUAGUAAGAAUACUUAUUUUACACGACGGUUUGUUUCGAGGCACUUGACCCAAGUACAUGGUUGGAUACAGUCUGUAGAAGUGUCUACAGUAAGUGAUCCAGAAGAAGGGGCGAAAGUGAUGCAAAAUAGAAGAAUUUAACAAUGGCUCCACAUCCUGUCACGCAAGCCAUCAUUGAUCUGUCAGCUGGAGCAUGUGGUGUUGUGCCAUUGAUGUUCAGUGGUGGUUUUGGCGGUGCCUGUCUGUGGUUGGUUGUGUACCCCAUAGACUGUGUGAAGUCUCGCAUCCAGGUUCUGUCUUUAGCCGGGAAACAGGAAGGCUUCCUCAAGACUCUUAUGGGGAUUUUACGAAAUGAGGGAGUGGCGCCUCUGUAUUCCGGUUUGACCCCAACUAUGAUCCGAACAUUUCCUGCCAAUGGAGCACUCUUUUUAGCAUAUGAAGUCAGCCGCAAGAUAAUGAUGCAACAGUUUGAACAAUGAGUCCAGUCUGCAAGAUUCUCUGAAAGAUUCAGCUUUUAAGACCAAUGACUUAUCAUCCAUAUCUGCUGGUCACAUGUUAGCAAACAGGGAAAGCAAUUUAUUUAGUUAAAUCUUCAUUCUUCCAGGAAGUAGCUGAUGCUAUAAAAAUGUUACAAUUCAUUUUGCAUUACUCAACUUAAAUAAUUGUUUUAAAUAUAGUCAUAUAAUACCAGUUCUAUUAGUUAGUGGGCGUACUGGAUUGUGUGAUAUCAUAGGCAGCAAUACUACUGAAUACAGUAUGCAGUACAGGAGACAACACAUAAUGUCAUAAUGCCAAGAAAAGUUUUUCCAUUUAUAUAUAGGUAUAUAUAUCUA